AUGAGUUCCAAACAACCUACUGAAUCCGCCCCAGGCCCAAUCACCGCCAAGGCCGUACUAUGGUACAUCCCAAAUCAAAUUGGGUACAUGCGUGUCUUAACAGCUAUUAUUUCAUUUUUCACUAUGGCAAAUCAUCCCGUCAUGACUGGUCUUGUCUAUACUGUUUCUUGUUUAUUGGAUGCCCUUGAUGGUACCAUGGCAAGAAAAUACAAUCAAGUUAGUAGUUUAGGUGCUGUUUUGGAUAUGGUCACUGAUAGAUCUACUACUUCUGGUUUAAUUUGUUUCUUAUGUUACAAGUUCCCAAACUUAUGCGUUAUUCUUCAAAUCUUGAUCUCAUUAGAUAUUUCAAGUCAUUAUAUGCAUAUGUAUGCUACUUUAAGCAGUGGUGGUAGUUCACAUAAACAGGUUGGUAAGGAAUCCUCUAGAUUAUUACAUUUGUACUAUACUAGAAGAGAUGUUUUGUUUACAAUUUGCUUUUUCAAUGAAAGCUUCUAUGGUGGUCUUUACUUGUACGGCUUUGAAAGUUACAAGACGUUUGGUAAGUGGGUUCUUUUGAUUAGUUUACCAGGUUACAUUUUCAAACAAGUGGCCAAUGUUAUCCAAUUGCAAAGAGCUGCAUUGAUCCUGGCCUCAAGUGAUGCUGCUAAUGCUAACGAAAAGGCUAAAUCCAAUUAA
Naumovozyma dairenensis CBS 421 is the source of this 675-nucleotide messenger RNA. RefSeq names its product CDP-diacylglycerol--inositol 3-phosphatidyltransferase (gene PIS1). Gene Ontology annotation, biological process: phosphatidylinositol biosynthetic process. NCBI's taxonomy places the organism in Eukaryota, Fungi, Ascomycota, Saccharomycetes, Saccharomycetales, Saccharomycetaceae. The coding region runs from base 1 to 675 and encodes 224 amino acids. The record is from RefSeq and is a predicted model, not a curated record. The transcript has a single exon. Gene Ontology annotation, molecular function: CDP-diacylglycerol-inositol 3-phosphatidyltransferase activity. Gene Ontology annotation, cellular component: Golgi apparatus; membrane.